Podarcis lilfordi (Lilford's wall lizard) is the source of this 37581-nucleotide messenger RNA. The record is from the annotation of a GenBank genome assembly. Lineage: Eukaryota; Metazoa; Chordata; Lepidosauria; Squamata; Lacertidae.
GUGUUGUUCCUUCAGUAUCAACCCGCAACCAUAUUUUUUUAUUUUUUUUCCAACGGGGGGGAAAAAAAAAAUAAACCGGAGAUUUGAGGGAGGGCGGGAGGGGUGUGCGUAGAAGCUCAUGCUAGGCCGCUCUUCUCCUCCGCGGAGGGGUGUGUGUGUCCCUUUAAGAGUGUGGACGCGCCAAGCCUCCGAGGCUUUGAGGAGGGAGACGGGAGGCGCAGCAGCGGCGGCGGCGGCGGCGGCAGCCGCGGCGGCCAGAGCCUGGAAGGUGAGUCGCCGCCAUUCCGUUAUGUAGGGGAGAGGCGGACGCGACGGAAGGCACGACCCGCUGGCGGGAGGGGAGUGGGGGAGGGGAAGCAGCGGCGCGAGAGGGAAGGAGAGAAUGUGUGUGAGGGGAGCGCGCGUGCGCCAUGGCGUCGGCGGCGCGCGGGCGCCAGCCAACGGAACGCAGGUGGCGGUUGGAGACCGUUGGAAACCGGUUCGAACCGCCCGGCUCUCUUUUUCACCCCCUCAUUCGUCUCUUUUCCCCCCUUCCUUUUUAUAUAUAUAUAUAUAUAUUUUACCUCAGCCGCGUAUGGGGGGGGGGAGUGCGCGCGCGCCGUACACAAAGCGAGACGUUCCGUGGGGGGGGAGGGGUCGCGGGGGGGGGGAGGCGAGAGCCGGCGAUUGGAGGGAGGUGGGGAGAGGGCGGGGCCUCGCUCUUGGAAGGGGAGAAAGGGGGCGGGGCUUCGCUCUUUUCCCGCCCGCUUGGCGGCGGCUUACCUCGCUUGAGGGGCGCCUUGUUACUUUUCCCCUCCUUGGCUGUGAGGGGAAGGCGCGGAGUGAUCCCGGACUAUUUCGUCCGGAGGGGCGGGACGAGAAAGAGAGGGGGAAAAAACGGAGUGAGGUGGCCGCGGCUCCCUCCGCCCACUCCCAAUCUUCUUUUUCGCCCCUCAAACAGAACCCGUUUCUUCCUCCCUGCUAACACCCCCCCCCCAAAUCUCCUUUGAGGUACUAAGUAAAAGCAUAAAUACACGCUAAAAUCAGAAUAAACCUAUGGACUCCAUGUAUCUACACCCCAUCCACACACACACGUAUAUAGUACAAAUUUAUUAAUAUAUUAAUCGAAUGCACCCAUCCUUCCCAAGCUGCAACUCAGUUGCUGGGUGGGCGGCCAUGUUGGGCAAAGGGAUUAUUUUUCUUCCCCCCCCCCCCCACCCAAAGCAUGAGGUGUUGUGCUUUCUAAGGUGGUUUUUAAAUUCAUAUUGGGAGGAAUAAUGAUAUUUCGUUGGGGUCCUCUUUGAGUGGGAAGUAGCUGGUUUUGAAUUUCCCUCACUUUGAGGGUGGGGGGGGGAAAGAGUAAGGGAGAUGCUCCGCUUCAGAAAUCGCUUCCCUCCCCAAUACAUACAUAAUUAUAAUAGAAUAUAAGAAUAUGUUCGCUGGGGGGGGGGGGCUUUUAAUAUUCUGACAAUCCCCUCCAUUUCCCCCCCAUCAGAAUUAAGAAAGGAAGCUUCAUCCCUUGACCUGACUUUGUUGUCAUGUCAACCACCUCGAGGCGACACAGCUCCUUUUAUUCUGCAUUAAAUAGAAUUCCGCAUUUGCCGUUGCCGAUGGGAGUUCUGUGAGAGUUGCAGGGGGGGGGGGACCCACCCUUUCCAUACUAAUUCACACCGAGGGCUGUUUUUGUUCACUGCCAAAGUCUUCUUGUGCAGGGAGUUUGCGGCCAUGUGACAGUCGCGGCCGGGGCUUCCCCCUUUCCCUGUGCUUACGAUCAGCUGUUGGGCUAGGAGCUACAGGUGAGCUUCCCGUUAAUUUUUCUUCUGUGCAUUAUAACAUAAUGAUCGUCCGCGCAACGUAGGUAGGAAAGCCACCGUUUCCCGACUCUGCAUCUGUGCAGCAAGGAGGCUGGUGGGUUGACACCUUUAUGGCUUCAGGGAUAUGUCACAUUUGUAUACAGUGGCCUGGUUUAAUAAAUGAGCACGGGGGAUUAGGAUAUCAGUGGCUAGAAGGCAUGAUGGCUGUGUUGUCCACUGUCAGAAGCAGUAUGCCUCUGUAUACCAUAUGCUGGGAAUCGCAAGUGGGAAGAGUGCUGUUGUUUAAUUUCUUUGUACACAGGUUGUACAAUGACAAUAAAAGUACAGUGGACGCUCAGGUUGUAAACGUGAUCCGUGCGGGAUGCACGUUCGCAACCCGCAGCGGCGUGUCUGCGCACGCGCGGGUUGCGAUUUAGCGCUUCUGCACAUGCGCGACCGCCAAAACCCAGAAGUAACCCGUUCCGGUACUUCCGGGUUUUGGCGGGUGCAUAACCCAAAAAAGCGCAAUCUGAAGAGGCUGUAACCCGAGGUAUGACUGUAUUAUUACUGUGCCCAGGUCCAGCGUGUGGGCUUUCCAGAGGCCUUUGGUUGACCCCUGUAUGAAUAGCAUGCUGGGCUAGACAGGCCUUUGCAGGGCCCUUACGCGCUUAAACUAUGGUUUAUUAAACCAUGGCUUAGCGUUGCAUGCAAAGGCCAGUUGCUUAAUUGUGGUUUGUUUACUGCCCAACAGGCAGUGAUCUGAAACCCUGGUUUGCUUUAACCACGUCUUGGGUAUUAUGUGUUAAUUCUCUGUGAACUGCCCCUAAGAUCUUUUGAUGAAAGACAGUAUAUAAAUUUAAUAAAUAAUAAUAAUAAUGGUUUGUUUGGCCACCCCAUCCUCAGAUGCUCAAUAACCCACAAAGGCACUAGGCAAAAGCAGCUGGGAAACAAACCAAACACUGGAGAAAAGCCAUGGCUUCUUUGAUUGUCUGUGGGACAACUCAUCGCUUGUUAAACUGUGGCUUAAACCAAGUUAAGUGUGAACCGGGCCAUUAUCUUCAUGUGCUUAUAUAACAAGACAGUAAGUUGGCCCGUUUUUCUUAACUCCAAAUUACAGGUGGGCAUUGAGACAGACAUAUUUGUUGCUGUUAGGGCAUCCUGCGAAUUCAUGGCAGAUGGUAUAAACUUACAGCUCACAGAUCACAGUGCAAAUUGGCACCUGUAUACAUGGUGGCAAAUUCUGUGAAGGGAUUGUCUGUUGUGUAGGGAUUUUGUAAAGUGUCAAACAGUUGAAAAGGUGAUACCUUUUAACUUGAUUAUGAUGUGUAAACCCCUACUGUGGAAAGGUGACGAAUGUCCCCAGAUUUGAUAUACUAGAAGGCUCCUAAGAGUUUUCCUUUUGAAGUAAAUCCUACUGUAUUCAGUGGGAUUUGUUCCCUAAUAAGUGAGUUCAGGAGUCUUAGAAACACAGGAUUUGGGCAUCCUUUGUUAGUUACAAGGUCUGGAAAAAAAUCCAAGCAGUCUACCCAGGUCUAUAAGAAAAAUAAAUAGUUUGGUGACAAAUUUAGGAUAAUAGUUUGCAUAAAUUUAGGGCACACUCUCUCAGUGCCCCUCCCUUUAUGUGCCUAGAACAAAAUACUGUAGUCCUUUAAGAAAGGUGUUUUUAUUUUAUUGCCAUAUAUCACUGUUUCUCUAGCACUUGUUCCUGUUGUAAUAUCAGACACCAGCAUGAGCACCAUAAUGGAUUAAAUUAUCUACAUGUUCAGCGGAGUUUUCAAUGUCAAGGCUGUAUUUUUUCAAACAAACAAAGCACUCUGUGCAUAGGAAACUCAUUGAGAUGAGUGUUAAUGUACUUGCUGCUAUCUGCAGCUCAAACUGCUACUGAGGUUGUAGAUUCAUGGGCUCUUUCAAAAGUUGGCAAUCCUACUUCCAUGAGGAAGGAGGACACCCUCUUCUUCAAAGUAGGAUGGUAUUGUCUAGGUAGGACUCUGCCACAUUGUUUAACAAUAACAACAACAAAUGAAUAAAUAAAUAAAUAAAUAAACUGUUGAAUUGGUUGGCUGGUUCUUAUAUACCAUGCUCUGAACUGUCACUUAAAUUAGUCAGCAUUUAAUUUUGACACAUUUUUAAUAUACCAUUUCCCAAUGUGCUUAGGAAAGUGUGCACAGAGUUUACCUACUUAGUGUCCACAACAACCCUGUAAAGAGAUAAAGACUGAGAGUAACCCAACAUCACCCAGUGAAUUUCUUCACUAAGCUGGGAUUUGAACAUCCUUUGAAGGGUGACCAACCAUUCACUUUCUUCAGUUUUAUCUAUCUAUCUAUCUAUCUUAUCUAUCCAUUCUGUCUGAAAACACGAGCAGUAAGUCCAGUUUAUCUUCCUUAAUCUAUGCUAAAUAUUUUUUUAAAAAUAAUAUUUAUUACUUUUCAAAAAAUUUAAACACUAAAAAGACAAUACAAUACAUUACAAUACAAUACAUUAAAAAAAAAAAAAAUCAAACAAUUUCAUUAUCCCAUCUUUCAUUCACUUAUUUCCACGACCUCCUCACACCUCCCUUUUUGUAUUCCACUUCUGUUAAUUAUUUCAGCAAUUCCUUUCCAUCUUCCUCUGUUUUCUAUCCUAUAAUUAUCUUAACUCAUUCUAACCUUAUUUUUUCCUUUAAUACUCUAUUAAUCUAUUUAUACUUAAUUCCUUAUAACGUUUUUACUAAAGCCAUGUAACUUCAUUCCAACAUUUUUCUAACAUUCCUUAAUUUUACAAUAUUUCUGUAAAUAAUCUUUAAAUUUUCUCCAGUCUUCUUCCACCGACUCUUCUCCCUGGUCUCGGAUUCUGCCAGUCAUUUCCGCCAGUUCCAUAUACUCCAUCAACUUCAUCUGCCAUUCUUCCCGGGUGGGUAAAUCUUGUGUCUUCCAAUAUUUUGCGAUGAGUAUCCUUGCUGCUGUUGUUGCAUACAUAAAGAAAGUUCUAUCCUUCUUUGACACCAAUUGGCCUACCAUGCCCAGGAGAAAGGCCUCUGGUUUCUUCAGGAAGGUAUAUUUGAAUACCUUUUUCAUUUCAUUAUAAAUCAUCUCCCAGAAUGUCUUAAUCCUUGGGCAUGUCCACCAAAGGUGGAAGAAUGUGCCUUCAGUCUCAUUACAUUUCCAACAUUUAUUGUCGGGCAAAUGGUAAAUUUUUGCAAGCUUGACUGGUGUCAUGUACCACCUAUAAAUCAUUUUCAUUAAUCUAUGCUAAAUACACCCUGUAUCUUCAGACUUUCCUCAGACUGUCUCCCUAUUUUCCAACUUCUUUGGGUUGCCCAAGAGAUGCUUCACUGGUCCAAAAUAGACCAGUUCCAUUGCUUCCAGAAUCUUGGCUGUGAUAUUUCAUUGAUGCAACAUUCUUCUGUAUCAUAGCAACCUAUUGUUGGUUUAUCUCAUGUCCAUUUUGUCGUACUGUAAUUCCUGAAUCUUCCUUUCGAAGUGCGAGUAGCUAGUGAGUUUUGCCCCAUCAUAUUCAAUAACCUUCUGUGUAACACUUACACUUAACUUCUACUUCCAUUCAAUUGCAUCUUGAUUUCUCCUUCGUUUCAGGUCAUUUUGAAUUUUUCCUCAGAAAUGGUUGCACGUGCUCCUACUUUUGUCUCAUUUUCAUAAGCAUAUAUGUCAGGGGCGCGGAACCUCAAGCCCAGGAGGUGAAAGUGGCCCCCCAGUCCUCUCUCUCUGGCCCUCAUAACCCUUCUUGAGAGUAUACACCCUGCUUCCCAGGCAACCCCCCCUCAGUAGCCCUGCUUUACACCCCCAGUGCUUUUGCCUGGCUGGAAUGUGUUGUUGAAGUCUGAUAAUGCCUCUUGCUGGUCUGGAUAGGAUACAGAAUGGUGUGUGAGUGUGUGCAGAAACUAACUUACCGUAUAUAGGUGAAAUUGGUAUUAGUUGCUCCUCUCAUUUUACCCUCUGGCCCUGCCCACUGCAGACAUGUCACCUUCAAAAGCUUGCCUGAAAGUGAAUGCGCGGCUCAAGCUGAAAAAGUCUCUAUCCCUGUUGUUGUUGUUUAGUCGUUUAGUCGUGUCCGACUAAACCAGAGCACGCCAGGCACUUCUGUCUUCCACUGCCUCCCGCAUUUUGGUCAAACUCAUGCUGCUAGCUUCGAGAACACUAUCCAACCAUCUCGUCCUCUGUCGUCCCCUUCUCCUUGUGCCCUCCAUCUUUCCCGACAUCAGGGUCUCUUCCAGGGAGUUGUCUUUGUCCAUGGAGUUUUCUUGGCAGGGAUACUGGAGUGGCUUGCCGGUUCCUCCUCCAGGUGGAUCACGUUUGGUCAAAACUUUCCACUAUGACCUGUUCAUCUUGGGUGCCCUGCUCGGCAUAGUUCAUAGCUUCUCUGAGUUAUUCAAGCCCCUUCACCACGGCAAGGCAGUGAUCCAUGAAGGGGUUAUCUAUCCCUAGUUUAUGUAAUUAAUGUGGAUUUUGAGUAGUGCGUGACCCUAGGUCUGACCUCUGCAGAAUCCUCUGACUGAAUUUCUCUGUAAACAUGCAUGUAAUUGAACAAUGUGUAGUAUCUUGUCAGUUCCUUCAAGACUAACCUUUGUGUGUGUGUUUUAGACCAGUUCUGCUGUCUGUCAGGUGACUGUGUCUUCUACCCACCUCUUCCCAGGAGUUCUCCCAGGUGCCAUGCUUCUUGUUGAAUCAGAAUCUCCUGCUAGGAAAAUGGACCUUUUGAGUUGGAAAGCCGUAGACUCUUUGGCCUGAAAAAUGCGUCACAAGAAAUUGGAUCUAGGGCUGGUUUGUUGCAUUCCAGAAUCAUCCAGCCUCAAUCCCUCUGGCCAGUAUGACAUUAUUAACAUACCCUUUUAAAAAAUAAUAAUAAUGUGUUGAUGAAAAUGUGAGGGGAGGAACUGCAGCUCAGUGGUAGAGCAACUGCUUUGCAUGCAGGAGAUACUGGGUCCAAUCCCCAGCAUCUCCACCUAGGGCUGUGAAGAACUCCUGCCUAAAAUCUUGGGAGAACUGCUUCCAGUCAGUGCAGAUAAUACUGUCUGACUCAGUAUGGCAGCUUCCUAUGCCCCUGUUCAAAUCAGCCGAUCAUUCAGAAUCAUGAGGACUGGAAUCUUGCUUUAGUUUUGAGGCAAGGACCACAGCUCUGUUUUAGAGCACAUAGUUUGCAUGUAAAAGGUCCCAGGUUCAACUCCCUGCACUUCCAUGAGAGCCACUGCCAGUCAGUGUGGACAGUACUGAGCUAGUUGAAUCAAGGAUCUGAUUCAAUAUAAGGCAGCUUUCUGUGCCAUGUUGUUGUUGUUGUUUAGUCGUUUAGUCGUGUCCGCCUCUUUGUGACCCCCUGGACCAGAGCACGCCAGGCACUUCUGUCUUCCACUGCCUCCCGCAGUUUGGUUAAACUCAUGUUAGUAGCUUCGAGAACACUGUCCCACCAUUUCGUCCUCUGCCGUCCCCUUCUCCUUGUGCCCUCCAUCUUUCCCAACAUCAGGGUCUUUUCCAGGGAGUCUUCUCUUCUCAUGAGGUGGCCAAAGUCUUGGAGCCUCAGCUUCAGGAUCUGUCCUUCCAGUGAGCACUCAGGGCUGAUUUCUUUAAGAAUGGAUAGGUUUGAUCUUCUUGCAGUCCAUGGGACUCUCAAGAGUCUCUUCCAGCACCAUAAUUCAAAAGCAUCAAUUCUUUGGCGAUCAGCCUUCUUUAUGGUCCAGCUUUCACUUCCAUACAUCACUACUGGGAAAACCAUGUCCACCUUCAAUAUUCCAAGUUGCUGCUGGAGUAAGGGGGGAAAUCUUACAUGUUCCUAGGUGCCAUUUGUAAUUGUUGGAACCACACCCUGGGACCUGCUGGUGAAGAGUAGGCAAUAAAUUUAACCAUCAGUUAAUUGAUUUUGGGAGCACUAUAACCAAAUUUGUCAGUGAUGGGCAGCCUGGAAAUUCCACACACACACACUGGCCAAUCCCAGGACAAUACCUUCCUUUCUUCUUUUUCUGCUAAAAAUAAGCUCCCCAUUUAACCACCCCAUAGCUUCAAACAGCUGAGUCCUGUGGCGUCUUAAAAGACUGUCACUUCAGAGGACCACAGGCCACGUGGUCAGAUUUGGAAAAGUGGUCUCUAGCCCAAGAAACCUUAUAGCAUGAGAAACGUGAUAAUCUUUCAGGUGCCACUGGAGCCUUGGUUUUUUAUUCUUACAAAAUGUGGUCAGCCCUCUGGAAUUGUAAGCCUAAUUCUGUUUCAGGGGUGGGUAACCUGUGGCUCUCCAGAUGUUACUGAAGUACAGUUCCCACUGUCUCUGAUUAUUGGCCAUGAUGGUUAGGGCUGAUGGAAGUUUGAGCCAGACAACAUCUGGAGGGGCCAAAGUUUUCCCAGCCCUGGUCUAAUUAAUUGUUGGAUUUCAACUAGUGGGCUAGAAUGCACAACUGUGACAUCACUAUCUUUCUUUUCUUCUUGGAAUUUUUUUUAAGAGAAGGGGAAAUAUUGAGAAAAGCGCAGGAAGUAGAGAGAAAAGCAGGGGGAAAGCAACAACAACAACAACAAUAAUAAUAAUAAUAAUAAGUGUGUGCGGGGUUUCUUUUAUGAAGUGGAUUGGUCCUAUGUUGUGUGUUAGGGUUAAAGAUCUGAAAGGUUUGGUGACUGCUGUAAUGCAGGAAUGCAGGUGUCUCUCCGCCCUCCAGAUAUCUCUAGACUCAAGUUCCCAUCCUCCCUGACCAUUGGCUGGCCGUGCUAGGUGGGGACUGAUGGAGUCCAACAACUCAGCUUUAUCCACCUUUGCUGUAAACAAAUUCCUUCUAUCCACUGUUCUCAGUCUGCCUUGAAGCAUCUAGGGUUUUUACACACUUUGUAUCUUUUACAUACUGCUUUUCUGUCAAAGUAUCCACAGCCGUUAACUCUGUGGUUAUGGCCGUGGUACCCCUUGAUAACAACCGUCAGUAAACAAGCCACUCACUGUGUUUCACCCAGGCAUAAUAUGUUUUCAUCAUCCUGACUUUUAAUAUGCUAAAAGCAGAUUGGCACUAUGUGCUCCUGGUUGGAAGAGGAAGACCAGUUUCCUAGACAGAGUGGCUGGCUGCUCCUGAGUUGCUUUUUAUUGGAGCACGGUCCCUGUGCAUCCUCCCCCCAUUCUUCUGUUACUGUUGAUCAAGUGUGUAUCCUUGCCAACCUGCGUGGGUGUUGUGAGGUCUCGGUUAAAUACUGACUGUUGAGUGCACUGGGUUUCUGAGAGAGGUGACACCGUAGCAAUCUCUGGGUAUUUACUUGCUGGUAACAUUGUCAAUGUGCACGAUGCUUUAUGAUGUACAAGAGGUCCAGUGUGAAAUUUAAUGUGGGAGAUAGUGUUGGCUCCAGGUUUCAGAGAAGCUCCUCCCUUCAGCGAAUCUACCUCCUCUCCACCAUCAUCACCAUCUCCCUCUCUUCCUCUUCAUGGCAACAGAGCUGCUUGCUUGACAAGCAGAGAACGAACAAGAUACCUGAGAGUGUCAUUUCUGAUCCACUUUCUCACCGCUAACACUUUCUGGACCAGAGUGAAGAGGCUGAUAAACAAGCAAGGAGGUUGCAAUGGUGGAGAGGAGGAGGAGCAGGUCUUGCAGGGAGGUGCUGUUGCUAUUCACACACACACACACACACACACACACACACACUCCACCAGUGUGGGCCCCCAGGAAAUUUCCAACCACUGGAGCCAACCGUGGUGGAAGAGGCAACAGAAGGAGGAGAAGAGUCACUACAGGAAGAAUAUGCAUUUCUUUCUAGAUAAAAGGCGAGGUGCCUGUCCCAAGUGGACUUACAUUUUAAAAUUAGUCAAAGGGAAGUGUGUGUGAGUGUGGUAGCAAGGAGCGGAAUAAUAUGUGUUUAUUCCAGUUGCAAUCAUUACAAUGUAAUUUUACACAGGCCUUUUAAAUAGCCACACAUCUGAUCGCCCAUGGUGAAGGAGAUUCACCUCCAUGUGAACCUUGCUUUUUUAAAAAAAGUUCAGGACCAAAUCAAUAACCUAAAUAUGAGUAUGAUGGUUUUAACCUCUCGUUUUCCUCAGCAAUUUUUCAGCCAUUCUUUUUCUUGGGGGGGGGCGCGGAGCGUUGUAACACUUGGGGACUUUUCUUAGAUUACGUGGGCAUAUUAACUCUGUUCAUCUUGUAUGACUUGCUAACUGGCGCACAGGGUUUGAUGCUGCUGGUUGGAAAAUAAAAUGGGAAUGCAGUUAAUGAGCUUCACCUAAUAGUGUUGAUGUGAAAGGAACAAGGGAGCAUCAGUUAGCAUUAGAUGCUUCAGGGAUACACCGCCCCCAACACACACACACACCCCUGACAGUUGUAAGGUGAACUGAGUCAGCCUGUAUGUCCUUCCUCAUUCAGGGCCAUAGCGCCUGCCUAUAUUAGCAGAGUGGGAUUAAGAACACAUUAAGAGUCUGCUGGAUCAGGCCAGUAGCCCAUUUAGUCCAGGAUCCCGUUCUCACAGUAGCCAACCAGAUGCCUGUGGGAAACCUGCAACAGGGAUCUGAGUUCAAGAACCCUCUCCCCUCUGUUGUUUUCUAGCAACUGGUAUUUGGAAGCGUUGCUGUCUCCAGCUGUUGAGGCAAAGCAUAGCCACCAUGGCUAGUAUCCACUGAUGGCCUACUCAAUGGAUUUGUCCAGUCCACUUUGAUCAACACUCCAUGGCCUCCCUCCUUCAAGGGGUAUAGAUUAGCAGAAACCUCACCAAUGUUCUAUGCUCUGUUUUGAACUAUAACUUCCAUCACCCACAGCCAUCCAGAUCUGGAGGUUUUCAGAUUGGUGAAGGCUUGGUUGGUGGGUACAUCCAUCAUAUCAUUUGUAUGUGGGUUAUAAUAUUGUAAUUAUAAUAUUGAGUAUGAGUGCUUUAUGUAUGAGUGGUUGGUUGAGGUAGUGAAGGUGUGUGGUGGUUGCAUGGAAGGUGAGUGGACCAAGUGAGUGGGUGUAAUGACAAUGUGUUUUAGCUGGUUGAAAUAUUACGUUGUGCUGCCUUGUAGUGCUCCCCUAUUUCAUUUACGUGAGUAUUGUGUUUAUGUAUGGAUAUUGUUUAUAUAUUUGUUUUACAAAUCACUUGAUGGAAGAUUUUAUUGUACUUACUUACUGUGCUCAUAUCUAUCCAUUGUAAAUUGCUUUGAGAUCUCAGACAACAACCAGUCUGUAUAUGUAAAUAAUAAACACUGUUUUCAUUUUUCAUGGCACUCAGUUUGAAAAUAAUGGAAUGAUUCCUUUCCUUCUUGUAAGAAAAUUUAAAACUGGUUUGGCUGCUUAAGUUAAGGAAGUGGUCUGUAUUUAUUAUUAUUAUUAUUAUUAUUAUUAUUAGUGCCAGGCUGUUAAUCAAUUAAGUACACUAAGUACAGUAACUUAAUUACUUAGUGCCCACAAAGGUCUAUUUUAAUAGAACAAACCUCUAAUGUGUUCGAAUCUGGUUUAGAAGGGGAGAAAAGAUAUCUUGUGAUAUAUUUAGCACAUUCUGGGUCCAUGUUUGCGAAUGAGCAUCUGCCUGUGAGGUGGCAGAAAGCAAAAUGUUAGCAUUAUUUAUCACUUGGAUUAAAUAAUUGGAUUGAAUCAGGGAAGCCUUAGGGUCUCAAAAUUAUGUACAGCAAAGGCUUUGGGAGGAAGACUGAAGGGAAGAAGAAAUGUGGGAGAUUUCUACUUAGUUGAACUGGUGUGUGGAAGUGGUACAGAUUUGUGCUUGAGGCUGGAUGCAGUGGCCUGCUUAGAAUUUGUCUCUUCGCAGUUCUUGAAGAGUUCUGGAGGUUUAAAAUAAUGUGCUGGAGUUGUAGGUAGACCAGUGAAUCUUGAUGCCAGGCUAUGUUUGUUCUCAAUCUUCAAAGAUGUUGAUGCAGGCAACCAAGAGAAUUAUCAGAGUUCAAUGGGACAUCCCAACCAAGCAAAAAGACUCAAGUAGGCUAUGAAGUAAGGCUGGUGGAGGUGGUGGCCUGGAGAGAAUAUUGAGGGUUGGACAGAGAGGCUUGGAGAGCUGUAUUUGGUUUCCAGGCCUGUGGCUCCCUGCCUUUGAUCAAUGUGGACCCAAGGGGUUUGAAAACAGCAGUAUCGCUUGAGCAGCAUCCAGCUUUCUGCUCAUAGUAGACCCGCUGAAAUGAAUGGACCUCAGUUGGAUGCAAACCCUGGUAACAGAGGACCCACGGAGGUUGUGAGGAAAAGAGGAUGGGAAGUCAAAGGGAGUUGGCUUCAGUAGGUGACCAGGAAGUUGAUGGCAAAUAGCACAAUGGACAGAGAGUAAAAGUUUAAUGAGGUAGGAAAUGGAAUCACCCACAAGAAGGUGGAAUUUAAGCCAAGAGGUGUUAUCUGAAGAGUUGAAAGGCAGGAGGCCGAACGGCAAAAGUCUCUCUAUUCACUUUUAGUUGCUUGCUACAACAUCUUUCCAACCAAGGCAACAUCUGCAAUAGUGACUUUCAUGCUAGUUUCAAGCUGGUUAAAAGCACAUAGGAAUAAUAAAAUGAAUCAUGCAAACUAACACAACCAGCUAAAAUGGAAACAGUCCAUUCAAAUUCUCUUGCACGUUGCUUAGAGAGGACUGCGAUUAAGCGGUAUGCAAAUUGUUGAAAUAAUAUAACAGUAGAGUAGUAGACACAUUGAAAUUACUAAUAGACAUGACUAACUUAGGUCCAUUGAUUUCAGUAGGUCUACUUUGGGUAAAAUUUGGUUGCAGACAACCCAUUAAAAUUGAAACUACUAGGGUUGCCAUAUUUCAGAAACAAAAAACUAGGACACCCCGAAAGUUGUUGAGCUUUAAAGUCUUAGAGAGUCCAGACUCUCAGUGCUUCUCCAGGGCUUUGUCAAGGAGCUUGUUCAGCCAGUUCACUGUUGGCCAGGGGGUCAUCUUUCAGGCCUGCUGCUAUCAUGGCAUUGCCGUAGAUCAGGCCAAGCAGCAUAUGGGCCAGAUCAGGCUGGAUGGCUGGAGCAGAGCUAGUUGAGCUGCUUGAUAAAAAAACGGCAGUAAACAUCAACUUUGUUUUGCAAAUGUAAUGCUACAUAUAUGGAAGAAUAGCAAGAAGUAUGGCAAAACUGAUCCCUUAAGAGGACAUUUUUUAGCUGCCCUGUGAAUAUAAUUUUUUGUUUAGGGUGUAUGAAUUAAGUAAUAAUAAUAAAGUCGCCUCCUCUAGAGUGGUUAGAAUUGUAGCAUUUGGAGAAGCUGGACAUUUAACCAGACAAAUAACUCUCAAGCAUUAAAUUAGAGCAACAACAACAUAACACUGAAUUAUCAAUAGGUUUAGGCUUUAGUGUUAAUUACAUAAUCCACCCCCAACAAAUCUGUUAACUGUUUACAGUACUGUAUUGUGAAAUUUUGCUUCAAACAAGCAAAAUAAAAUUGCAGUGAAUCGUUUAUAACUUUGAACCAUGUCAGCAAGCUUUGAAUGCAGAGAGAGUUCACGGGAUGGUUCUUCUUUGGCACUUUCUCUCUCUACCAAUGAGAACACCUUUUUGGAUGUGGUACCUCAGCUGGUUUAUUCCAUAUCAAGUGAUCCAACUUUUUUACCUUGUCAUCCAAUUUUCUUAAUAUUUUGUACAUUUGUUGAACGAUCAAAACAAAGUUUAAAUCUAAAAUUUUAGCUUUUUAUCUCAUCCCGUUUGUGAGCUAUGAGGGUUUGAAAUUGUCAAAAAAAAUGACAAUUUUGGCCUUGUUGGAGUACACAAAAAUCUUAAAAGCUCAACCCAGCAUUGAGAUACGUUAAAACUAAAACACCAAUCUCUUCAGAACUUCUUGGGAUUUUAAUAUGAUAUGUCAAAAGAUGAACUUACUUUAAAUUUUAGAUUUAAGUUACAAAAUUUAAAAAUUUAAAAAGUGAUUAAAAAUUAAUGAUGAAACUUUUUCAAAAAAUAUUGUAUUGAUUAUUUAAUAUUUCUAAGAUCUACCUGCAAAAUUUCAUCUUGGGCUCUCAAUGGGAUCACAUUGGAAAAAAUAUUUUGUACAUAUCUGCCUUACUGGGUUCUAUUUAGGGUGAAUAGGUCUUCUUAGAGUAAAAUAUAACAGAAGAAACAAGACUUCAAACUAUAAUAUCAGUUACUUUAGGCAUUUAUUUAGAAAGUUAUGCAAUUGUAAGGUAUCUGAAAAGCUAGUCAGGCUUUUCUUUUAAAAACAUGUUCCAAAGUAGAGUGAUAGCUUGCUGCUGCGUUAUAGAAUUGCUUUGAAAGAAUUAUUGUUAGUACUUCAUUUCAUGAACAUUAGAACAAAAUGCAUAUCAAACUAAAUUAUGGGUGUGUGUGGAAACCUUACACAUGAAACGGGUCUGAAAACAUUUAUUCUUCCAUUAUUUAUACUUCACACCAAACUCUCUUAAAGAGCAUUUGUAGCAACACAACGUUUCAUUUUUUGUCAAAGUGUAAGUGCGGCCAGUUGCAGUUCUUGGUUGACCCUUGUUAGAACUUGUGCUCACCCCACCUUAAGAGCAUCCCGGCUAGAUGGGUAAACAGAAGAUGAUACUGGGCUUGGCGGGUGAAAGAAGUCACGGUUCCUUUUUUACUUUCAUAGUCCACCAACAGCACAUAUCCAGAGAUUUUGUACCUCCUUCAGUGUCAAGCUUCUCAAUCUCAUUGCUAAAGGAGUACACCUCAGUCACAAUUUCUGUUAGACUGGAUGUAGAUGGGAAAAAGCAGUGAAAUCCUUGUGUUUCCUUGAUCACCUUCACUCUUUCAAAGCGUCGUUUUAGGAACAUUUCUUCUUUUUUGUACUCCUCAUUUGUUGAAAAUAAGAACUAGAUAGAGGGAAUGUUAUCUUGGCACCAGUUGAAGCAGGGUAGGCAACCUAAGGCCUGGGGGCCGAAUGUGGACCAAUUGCCUUCUAAAUCUGGCCCACGGACGGUCCGGGAAUCAGCUUGUUUUUACAUGAGUAGAACGUGUCCUUUUAUUUAAAAUGCAUCUCUGAGUUAUUUGUGGGGCCUGCCUGGUGUUUUUGCAUGAGUAGAAUGUGUCCUUUUAUUUAAAAUGCAUCUCUGGGUUAUUUGUGGGGCAUAGGAAUUUGUUCAUAUUUCCCCCCCCAAAAUAUAGUCCGGCCCACCACAUGGUCUGAGGGACAGUGGACCAGCCCAUGGCUGAGAAAGGUUGCUGACCCCUGAGUUAAAGAGUUCCCGCAGUGUCAUAAUUUGGUUUGAUGGGUAUUUUGUUGUAAUAUUAAUGAAAUGAAGUACUAAUAAUAAUUCUUUCAAAGCUAUAUAAAUGUGAUAGUAUGUAUCACAGCUGACAUACAGUUACAAUUUAAAUGACUGAAGCAAAACAAAGUAACAGCAAGUAUUUUAAAAAAACAAAACACAAAGCCAGUUUUUAAACUUUCAGUUUAGCAGUUGUUCUAAAUAGGCAUUGGGCCAAUUCCUCAAACACUUUCAGCAUCAUGGCUUUGUGGAAGAUCUGACAUUAUUUCCUCUUUACUUUAGUUAUUAAAUAAUAUUUAUAAUCUGUUCUCUCAUCUGUUCUCUGGUGGGGCACAGAUAAAAACAAUCAAAUAAUAAACAACAUGCUGAAAUAUACCAUUGAAAAAUAGAUCAGGUUAAAACAACCAUCAACUUUACAAAACUUGACAUGCCUGGGUGAAAUGGUAAUGCUCUUGGAACUGCCUCUACCUGUAAGGGAAGGGCUGUCCCCAUUUGGGAAGCCACCACAUUGAAGGCCCCGCCAUGCACUACCACAUAGCCUCGUUCCCCCAGCGGUGGAACACAGAGAAGAGAUCCUUCCAACAAUCUCAGUACACAGGCAGGGCUGGUAUUUGACCAGCCUUCGGCAGUUGUUGAACACUUCCCAGGAUGAUCAAGAAUUGGGGGCCGCUAGAAUGCAUAAGGAAUUCUGAAACCACUACUGUCAGAGGCAUUGUGCCUGUUGGUUGCUGGAAACGGGGUGUGGAGGGAAGAGUGUCCUUGUGCUCAUGUCCACCUUAUGUGGACUUCUUAUUUGCAUCUGGUUGGCCACUGAGAUGAUCCAGCAGGACUCUUCUUACAUUCAUUGAACGUGGAGAGAGUUCCCAGAGGGGAGGAAGUUUGAGAACCGUUCCAUUGGACCGAUAGCAUAUGUUUUCCUGGCUUAGGCCUCAGUUCUUCAUUUCCCCACAAAAGACAGAUUGACAAAUUUUAUUUUCUUCUCCCCCACCCCCAGGAUGGCGGACACAGACCUAUUUAUGGAAUGUGAGGAGGAGGAGCUGGAGCCGUGGCAGAAAAUCAGCGAUGUGAUCGAGGACUCUGUGGUUGAAGAUUACAAUUCGGUUGACAAAACCGCUACAGGUAAUGAUCCUCUUCCUUUCCUUCUUUAAAAAAACAAAACUCAUGUAAGAUGAUACACAAAUUCUACAUUACGUUGCUUGGCAGUUUUCAUUUCGGGUGGUAUGCCAUCCAUACCCAGUUUAAAUAAUUCAUCUGCCUUUCAAUCUGAUGUACUGCAGCAUUCAUUUUCCAAAUGCUUAAAAAAAAAUAAAAAUCUUGCAUUUGGUUCUGUUUCUGUGUCUCACCAUUUUCAUAAUGCAUGAAUUGAGCCUUUAUGUAUGUCCCUUCCAGGUGGGCAUGGAACAAGAGUUUCCUGGAAUUUGACAAUUAAUUCAUAAGAGAAACAUGGGCAGCUGCCUUAUACCCAGACAGCAUUGAUCUGUAUAACUCAGACUCCAAGCUGACUCUAGUUGCUCUGCAGGGUUUUAAACAGGACAUUCCCAGCCCUACCUGGCAAUGCCAGGGGGUGGAGUUGAACCUGGGACCUUCUGCAUGCAAAGCAGAUGUUCUGCCACUAAGCUGUGGUCCUUCCAGAAUUAUCCUUAUUACAGUGGUACCUCUGGAUAUGAAUGGGAUCCGUUCCAGAGCCCCAUUCGCAUACAGAAGCAAAUGUAACUAGUGACGACACGUCUGCGCAUGCGCGUGUCGCUUUUCACCGCUUUGCGCAUGCACGUGAUGUCAUUUUGAGUGUCUGCGCAUGCGCAAGUGGCAAAACCCAGAAGUAAUGCGCUCCGUUACUUCCGGGUUGCUGUGGAGCACAACUCGAACACGCUCAACAUGAAGCAUAUUCAACCCGAGGUAUGACUGUACUAGCAAAAGGCUUGUCAAGUCUUAGCGGAGCAGAGAGUUCCAGUACUCUUCUCCAGCCAUACUUCCUGGCAAGUAAGCUCCCUGGCUUUUCAUUAAACGUUAGCAGUUCUAUUAAUUUCAACAGUGAUGUGGUUUUUAGGGUUUGGGGAGUUAUCAUCUUUCUUCUGCUGACAGAUUUUAAUGUUGUUUAUGGGAACCCUUUUCGCACAGCUUUGUAAAAUGGCCGUUGAUAUUCCUAUGCGGUUGUAUUUAUGGAUUUUUAAAUUGUAUUUCCUAUUUUGUAUCUUGUAAGUCACCUUAAAGACUUUGGUGGGAGUAAUGCACACAGUUAAUAAAUAAUAAUCAUAGCCGGGUGCCCUUGAGAAGCCCACAAGCAACACCUGUGUGUGACAGCACCUUUCCCCAUUUAUAACUUGGUAUUCAAAGACAUCCUGUCUCCCAGCAGUGGAAAGUAGUUGUACAAAGCUGUUGUGGUUAGCGGGCCUUUGAUAGCAUUAUUCUUCCAUGAAUCUGGCCAGUCCCCUUUUAAAGCUGUCUUAAGUUGGUGGCCAUCACCCCUUCUUGUGGUUGUGAACUCCACAGUUAAACUGUGCACUGUUUGAAGAAGUCGUUCCUUUUGUCUGUCCUUAAUCUCCCCCAGUUCAGCUUGCUUGGAUAGCCCUGAGUUUCAGUAUUAUGAGAUAGCAAGAAAAACAUACCCUUAUCCACUUUCUCCACAGCAUGUAUUGUUUUAUGCAGUUCUAUCACGUCCCUUAUUCACCCCUUUUCCCAACUUAAAGCGCCUUAAAUGUUGUAACCUUUCCUGGAAAGAGAGUUGGUCCAGUAUUGCACACAUAGUCCUGGUUAUUUUGCUUGCCCUUUUCUGGCUCUACAAUAUCCUUUUUGAGGUGUGGUAACUAACCAGAACUGUUUCCCAGUGUGGUUCCACUAUAGAGUUGUAUAAGAAUGCUAUGAUAUUGGUAGUUUUAUCUUCAACCCCUUUACCAAUGGAAUUCAGUCUCUGUUCUUUAGUCUUACAUGCAAAGACACAGGGGGGAAAACCCCAUUAUUCCUUCCCCUAGCUAUUAAUAUCCUUGUGGGUGUAACAGAUUGGCACAUUUAAUAGCUUGUCUUCUUGUCUGGCUGUUCUGAUUUGCUCCUUCCCUGCCUUCUGGCUGAUAUAAAGAAUAGCUUCAAUUUGAGAUUGGUAUGUGAGACUUGGGUCUUAGAUUCUGAGAAGCAGCUGGUGAGAUGUUCAAUCUUUUUCUGAGCUAUAUGAUUGCAGGUACAUAAGAACAACCCUGCUGGAUCAGGCCAAUGGCCUGUUCUCACGGUGCUUAACUGGAUUCCGGUGGGAAACCUGUAAGCAAGACUCAAACACAAGAGUCUUCUCCUCUCCUGUGGCUUCCAGGAACUGGUAUUCAAGAAGCAUUGCUGCUUCUGUCUGUGGAGGCAGAGCCUAGCCAUUGUGGCUGGUAACCACUGAUGUCCUUGUCCUUCAAGAAUUUGUCCAGACUUCUCUUAAAGCCAUCCAUCUUGGUGGCUAUCAUUGCCUCCUGUGGCAGCGAGUUCCAUAGUCUAUGCACUGCAUGAAGAAAUGCUUUCUUUUAUCUAUCCUGAGAGGGACGCGGGUGGCGCUGUCGGUUAAACCACAGAGCCUAGGACUUGCUGAUCAGAAGGUCGGUGGUUCAAAUCCCCGUGAUGGGGUGAGCUCCCAUUGCUCGAUCCCUGCUCCUGCCAACCUAGCAGUUCGAAAGCACGUCAAAGUGCAAGUAGAUAAAUAGGUACCGUUCCAGUGGGAAGGUAAACAGCGUUUCCGUGCGCUGCUCUGAUUCGCCAGAAGCGGCUUAGUCCUGCUGGCCACAUGACCCGGAAGCUGUACGCCUGCUCCCUUGGCCAGUAAAGCAAGAUGAGCGCCGCAACCCCAGAGUCGGCCACGACUGGACCUAAUGGUCAGGGGUCCCUUUACCUUUACCUUCUAUCUGUCCUGAGCCUUCCAGUGUUCAACUUCAUUGGAUAUCCCCAAGACAGAGAGAGAAGCUAUUCUCUAAACCUUUGGGCCCAUCUAGCUCAGCAUCAUCUACACUGACUGUUUCAGUUCUCCAGAGUUUCAGACAAUAUGUUUUCCAAAGCCUUACCUGAACAUGCCGAAGUUUGAACCUAGGACUUUCUGCAUGCAAAGCAGAUGACCCACCACCAGGCUGUGGACCUUCCCUUAAAAAUAAUAGCAAUAUUCCAAUCCCCAUGGUUCUGGAGAGGUCAAUAGGAAGCUGCCCUAUACCAUACCAGACCAUUUGUCCAUCUAGUAUUUUCUACGCCAAAUGGCGGCAGCUCUCCAGACUUUCAGGUAGGGACAUUCCCAGCCUGCUUCUACACAGGAAACCAAAUAUGUCCCUGCAUGUAGAAAGCUAUCACCUUUCACCCUCAGCCAUGACAUGCUAAUUUUCUCUGCGCUGGGAUUAUUGGUUUGUUUACUUUCAGUGGAGGAUCACUCUUCAUGCUGAAGGUGGGGGUUCAUUCAUCUGUUUGGAUUCUCCUCUAAUAAAGAAGGAAUCCUUGCAUAUAGACAACUAGUGUAGUAGAGUGAGAUAAGGCUCCAUCAUAUACUGAUUUUCUGUCUGCAGGGAUUUUUACUUUAUUUUCAAUAAGUAAAUUUAUUUAUUUAUUUAUUUAUUUAUUUAUUCAUUCAUUCAUUCAUUCAUUCUUGGUAUGGAGGACCAUUCCAUCCUGUUAGUUCCCUUCCAGUGCUGCUGCACUAUUUUUCAGAUCCAGAGCCUUUCAUUGUUGGCAGAUACUUAUUUUCCCCCCACAAAAUUUAUGUACUGCUUCAUUGUAAGAAAGAGCAAAAAAUCUCAAAGUGGUUUACAGAAAUAAUAAAAUAUUAUUAUUAAUAAUAACAAUAAUAACAAUAAUAAUUUUUAUUUAUACCCCGCCCUCCCCAGCCAAGCCCGGGCUCAGGGCAGCUAACAAGCAAUAAUAAAAACAAGUUGAAUGAAUACAACUUAAAAACAAGAUUAAAAUACAACAAUUAAAAUAGUGAAACAUUAAAAUAUUAAAAUGCAGCCUCAUCACAAUGAAAUUAUCAGUAAGAAUAGCUAAAGGGAACUGUUUAAAACAUUAAAACAAUAAUUAAAAUCAAUGAUGAGCUAAAUACCAGAUGUCUAGAUAGACUUUGCCUAAACAAAAAUGGUUUUUUUAGCAGGUGCCGAAAGGAAUAGAGUGAAGGUGCCUUCCUGGUGUCAGUCAGUCACUAAGUGUUUCUGCACAAGGAGCUAAGCCAUGUGGAUGUCCUCUCUGUCCGUACCUGCAGGCAGUAAACCAUUUUGAAUUUCCUUCCCGGCAGUUUCGGUGAGCGUGCAGCCAGUUGCCACCCCAAUGCCGAUCGUCGCUCACGCAUCCAUUGGUGGCGGCCUCACAACCUCCACAUCUGUCAGCGGCAGUGGAGGACCCAACAGCGACAGCACAAAGAAGACACUAGUGACGCUUUUUGCUAACAACAGCGGUAAGGGGAGAGGCUUUGGAUGGGAGGAUCUUGGUUUGGGGGCAAGUGUUAGGAUCUGCAGGCCACACACUUCAGAUAUCCCACUCACCCUAAUACUUUGCCAAGGAAAAUGGGAUUCUGUGGCCAGUACCAAUCCUGCCAAUUAAGUAAAUGACCCACUUUCACAUUUGCCACAUUCAUGCUUUGAUGCCACUUUAAGAAGUUGUAUUUUCCCUCAAAUAAUAUUGGGAAUCCCAGUGUAUAUGCAGUAGAUAAUUUGCUCCAUCCUGCUGGAGCGCCAUUUUGCAUCUGACUCCACCACCAGUCCUCCAAGCCACUGUUUGGCCCUGAAGUGACAAAGCUAAUCUGAAGUUGGAAGUUGUAGGGCAGGUGACAAUGAUGAUUUUGCCCACUUUUCCUUCUCUUUUGUCCAGCUGGGACUCCUCUCGUUCAGCAAGGCGGGCAGCCUCUGAUCCUCACGCAGAACCCAGGCUCUGGCCUCAGCACAGUGGUGACACAACCAGUCCUCCGGCCUGUGCAGGUCAUGCAGAACGCCAACCAUGUGACCAAUUCCCCGGUGACCAGUCAGCCCAUCUUCAUCACGACUCAGGUGAGGGAGGGGCAGCACCUCUUCUACCUCUCGAUACCAGUUGCUGGGGGGGGGGCAGUCAACAGGGUAUGCUCCCUCCCUUCUUGCCCAGCUUAUGGGUUUUCCAAAGGCAACUCAUUGGCUCUUGCAGGAAGUACAGGGUGGCCGCAAAGUAGGUAUACAGUUGAAUCAGUGAAAUUCACCACAACAGAUUAUAUGGGUACACAUCACUGACACACAACAAAGUGGCAGUUAAAUUUCAGGCUGGCAGUUGGAAAGAAUAGUGGAGUCAGAUAAAAGGAUUAUUAUACUGUUAUUGUGAAUGAUGACUGCGAACUUGAGUCACGCACAAAGAAAGUGGAUUCUAAAGCAGUAUACUUUUGGACCACUCUGUAUGUUGCCACAUUGAGGAUCCGACAGAGCUCUUCUUCUGUUGAUAACUCUUUAUGAGUACCUGGCACAUUCCUGGUUUGUUUUUAUGCAGAUGUGUAGUUCAUUUAUUUCGUUUUCACAUUUGGAGCUGGUGGAUGGUACCAUUGGCCUGUCACUGUGUUGACUGGGCCAGCAGGGUGACACCUUGAUCAAUGAGCUGACUGAAAUGUUAAGAGAAUCCACUCAUCCCCAGAGCUGUGUACACUUUUUACUCAAUGUUAUAAUAAUUCAGAAACCUCUAUAAUACGGUGCCAGACUGAACAAUUCUAUGUAAAAAAAUUCUGCACUAUUAAUUUAUUUGUACAAUUUGUAUUUAAUUUAAAUGCUAAAAAUGUUUGUGUUUAGACAAGCCUACCCGGGUCCCUUAGUUCCUGUGGAAUUGCAGCAUGCAGCAAUCCUCAUUGUCUGCCCCCAAGCCUGCUGUUGAGAUAAGCCUGCUAAAUCCACUUCUUUUUGCUUGCACGUUGCAGGGUUUCCCCGUGCGAAACGUCCGGCCUGUGCAGAACACGAUGAACCAGGUUGGGAUUGUCCUGAAUGUACAGCAAGGCCAGACAGUGCGGCCCAUUACCCUUGUCCCAGGUAAAGCAGAGGCUGGAACUGUGAAAGUGAGGAGGGGUCAGGCUGCUGGGCCAGUAGGUGUCAAAAGGGAAGAAAAGAGGCCCAGGAAAUUUCCCUCCAGCACCAGAGUAUGGGCUGCAGAGGCAGGGCUAUGCGAAAAGCUUCACGUUUUUGCUGCCACCUUCAGUGGGAGGGGCUUCCGUAGUCCCAGCCCCGCCUCCUUUGAAGGUACAGAGCUCCUAUGCACCUGUGUCUCUUUAGCCAAAGAAAGUGUGAUGAAUAUAUUACCUUCAUAUAUAUAUAAUCCUAGAGGUUUGCUUAUCUAGCAUCUUUCUGCUUCAUAUGGGUUUACAAAAAAGGCAGCGCGAGGGCAGGCUUAUCAAAGGCGGGACAAAAAGUACAGGAGUAGAAAGAGGGUAGCAGGAGGUGGAGGGAGAGGGGGGGCCGCACCAGGUCUCAGCCACGAAACCAGUUUGCACUGCAUGGCAAACCAGGAUUCAUGGCUGACCGAAGUCAUGGCUUAAAGUCUGCAGGGGUUUUUUCCUGCGUACUUCUGUUAAAAGCAAGAGAAAAGAGAGAGUGCAUUUUCCAUGCUGGGGGUAGGGAAGACUGCCUUCUUAUGGAUUAUGGGUGGGGAACAUCUGUGGCCUUCCAAAUGUUGCUGGACUCCCAGCCCCUCAUCCCUGCCCAAUGGCCGUUCUAAUUGCUGGGGCUGCUGGGAGUUGUGGUCCAGCAGCAAUUAGAGGACCACAGGUGAUCUCCCGCCACCCCUGGUUUCAGCCUGUGCAGUUUGUGUCAUACAGACAUUAAAAAUAAGAACAUUACAAUCCGUUUUUAAAUCUUAUCAAACAUCAACAACCCAAUAUGUAAUUGUUUUAGAGAAUUGUACAAAUAAUAUUUCUGCCAAUACGAGCAAGUUGUUUUAAACUUUUUUUAAUAUUGUGUUUUAGUGUUGUAACCCGCCCUUGGACCUUAGGGUGAAGGGCAGGUAAUUAAUGUCUUCCAAGCUGAAUAUUUCCUAGAUUCCUAUUGCAAUGAUCUACAAAGUAUGGCCGCCUCUUGACCAGUGUCUGUAACCUUUAAUUGGAUUGAGGAUGAUGUGUUUGCAGGAUACAUGUAUUUAGUAAAAAUUAAAAAACCACACAAAACAAAAACCCUGGUUAAUCACAGCGAGAAAUUGAGAGACUUUCCUGUUCCAUCUAUAUGGAGAUGGCUCUAAAGUGCCUUGAGUUAGCAUAAAUGGGCAAGUUGACUGAUUUGCCCCAUAAGUGGAAGGGCACUUCCUUAUAACAGCAGUAAUAUUUUUUCCAGGAGAGUCCCCUGGAACUGAUUAGAAUUUCUAGAAUUAAUGGAAAUGAACAAGCUGACUGAUUUGAUCCAUCGGAGGAAUGUUACCUCCUUAAUAAGUUUUGUUUUAGGAGAGUCUCGAGGACCGACGGGACGGUAACUGUGCCCUCCUUUCCUUUGCAGCCCCAGGCACCCAGUUUGUGAAGCCUGCAGUCGGCGUCCCUCAGGUUUUCUCCCAAAUGGCCCAGGUGAGACCUGGUCCGGCCAUGCCGGUCCGGCCGUCUUCCAACACGUUCACGACGGUCAUUCCAGCCACCCUUACCAUCCGGAGCACAGUACCGCAGUCCCAGGCCCAACCGCAAAGUAAGUCCUCUCCCAGCACCUCCUCCACCACCACCACUCCUACUGCAGCACAGCCAACCGCACUGGGACAGUUAACUGUACAGCAGCCAGGGCAGUCCACUCAAGCUACUAACCCCAAAUUAGGUAAGACUUCCCGUGGAGAGGGAAACUAAAAAUGAAAGAAAAAGAAAAAUGGUAUUACUUUGGUCCUCAUUUGUCUGGAGGAGCUGGGAAACAUUGCGGCCCCUGGGUUUUGCUGCAGCUCCUGCGUUAUGUGGGGCUCAGGGCACAGCAAAUGCUCUGUGUUUGUCCAUCUGAUUGGGAGGUGGGCUAAGGAAAAACACCUCCGCUCUACUCCAGGGAAGGGCAAAAUGUGAAAGCAAGCAAAUAUAAGAAAAACAGCUUGUGUCGAUUAAUGAUUGAUUUUAACCAGUGCCUUACAAGACUAUUUGUUAAUUACAUUUUAAAAAAAUUAUUCAAAGCAUCUAUGCAUUUACUCUUCAGUUGGAAAAGGGGACAAUUUUUUAAAAAAUGCCGCAAUCCCUGCCUCUCAAGUUUACAGCCUGAAAAGGCAAGGCACAAAAGGAAAAAGGGAUGGGGAGGGAAGAAGAAAACCUUCCGCUGAAGAACUCAGGAUAGCACAUACAUGAUCCCACUGCCACCAUUUCAUCCCUCACACAAGAAACCUGUGAGAUCGUUCAGGCUGAGAAAAGAUGGGCCCAAGGUCACCCAGUAAGCAGGGAUUUGAACCCGGGGCACCCAGCCCAGUAGCUCCUGCUUAUUAAAUGAUACAUUCUCUGACAUUGUCCUUGCAACAGCCCUGUUAAUAACACCUCACUUCCAUAUAUACAAAAGGUACUUAGGCCAAUCCAUCCAAAGGCCGAUGACCAAUGGGCUCCAUGUUCUCCAGUUUCUUAUUACUAGUCCUUAGAUGUCAAGUCAAAGGAGGGAAAUAAAGUGAUAUUAAAAUCCAGUCUGCAGGAGGGAAGGGAUAGACCAUGGCUUUCCUGUCCCUGCCAUUUCAGCAGGCUUACAGGAUACGUCUCUCACUCUUGCAAGCCUUUAUCUGUCUUUCAUUCCAAGAAACUUAGGAUGCUGCUUUAUAUCAAGUCAGACCUUUGCUCCGUCUAUCUCAGAAUUGUCUACACUGACUGGCAGCAGAUGGGAGUCCUUUUCCCAGCUCAGCCUGGGGUUGAACCUGGGACCUUCUGCAUGCAAAGCAGAUGCUCUGUCUACCGAUUCAUCUCUUUUGAAAGGGUGUGUGUGUGUGGAAGGAAUGCACUUCCUGUAUUUUGUUACCAAAACGCAGAAAUCGCUUGGGUCUAUAUUUCCAAAGGGAAUAUAGUUAAUGUUUUUCUAUUAACUUCUUUGCCUGCCCUGUAACAUACCUUGAAAGCUUACCAGCCCUCUCCUGCUUUCUCCAUCUAACAAUAAUAAUUAAAAUAUUCUGCUCCAUCUCCCUGUUCUUCAACUUAAAAACGCUUGUUUCCCUGACAGUGAGCAUUGCAAGUUUCGUGACAGUGAAAAGGCCCGGGGUGACGGGGGAGAACAGCAACGAGGUGGCAAAGCUGGUGAACACCUUGAACACGGUCCCUUCCCUCGGCCAGAGCUCGGGCCCCAUUGUGGUCUCCAACAACAGCCCGGCCCAUGUCCCUCAGAGAGCAGGCAUCUCAGAGUCUUCGUCGCAGAAAGGUAAGCUCUGCCAGCAGCCUGGGCUUGGGCAGGUUCCGACUGUAACUUGGUCCCAAACCACAGCAUCAAGUUUCACUUUGGCCCAUUGCACAGAAAACAGGAAUUCCCUAGUGAUGGAGGAUGGUACUACGUGGGUGACUCCUCCCACUCACUCUGGGGGUGGUGCCAUGCAAAUAUGCCCUCCCAAUUCCACUCCUAUGUGCAUGAAACAGAUGGGGUGCACUAUGGGAGAGUUGACAGCAAAGCCUGGACAGCUCUGUCCUCCAUUGUUACAUAGGGUGGGAAGGGAGAUCCAGGGGAAAGGAAAGGAAAAAUGUGACCAGCCCAAGCGAGAAGUCCAAAAAGGUAGUUGCAGGGCUUCUGGAUGCUAGCCAUGACCUUUUCUCCUUUUUUCUUCCCAUUACAGUCAGCUCCUCCCCCAUCCCCGCCUUCGACCUUCAGGACAGCGGGCGGAAAGUCUGUCCCCGGUGCAAUGCCCAGUUUAGAGUCACUGAAGCUUUAAGAGGCCAUAUGUGUGUAAGUAACCCCCUUCCCGAAUUAUGAGAUCAAGGCCAUUGCAGCGUUACACCCUGCUGGCAGCCGAGAAUAAAGAGUCAAAGGACUAUGGUGUCUGCCCAGAGCAGAAGCUCAGGUCGAUGGCUGUUGCUAAAAAACUGGGAGUUCAGGGAGUGGGGCGGUGGUGAUAUCACCCUGCAAAGUUGAUUCAGGCAGUGAGAUUCAGGACUGAAAGGAGAAAGGAGCUUUGUUUAAGCAAAUUCACAGUUGGAGGCAGGGAUGCUUCCGAAUACUAGUUGCUGGAACGGACGGGAGUGUGCUCUUGUACUCAGAUCCCUCUCACAGGUUUCCCAGAGUCAUCUGGUUGGCCACUGUGAGAACAGGAUGCUGGGCUGGCCUGAUGCAGUAGCUCUCUUCUUUCAUUCAUAUAUUAACUUUAACUCAAGGACCUCCUCCUUCUUUCCUCAGUACUGCUGCCCUGAAAUGGUGGAGUUCCUGAAGAAAGGGAAGCCCCUGGAGUCUGAACCAAAUAUCCAAGCCCCCAAGCCCCCUUCCCCAGAGAAAGCAGCCGCUGUCGCUUCGCCCCCCUCCUCCACCCCCAUCCCCGCCCUCUCGCCGCCAGCCAAAGUCUCUGAGCACAGCGACGGCACGGGCGACGGGGCGCAGAGCAAGCUGAUAAUGCUGGUGGAUGACUUCUACUACGGCCGGGACGGCGGGAAGGUGAACCAGCUGCUCAACUUCCCCAAGGUGCCAACGUCCUUCCGCUGCCCGCACUGCACCAAGAGGCUCAAGAACAACAUCCGGUAAAAGUGAAGCGUUGUCAGGGAGGGGAGGGAGAAAGGGCUGCGGCAAAGCCAGCCGGAGGAGGAGGAGGAGGUGUGGCCCUCGGGAAGAUUCUGGGGGUGGUGGGACUUUUGCAUCCAGCAUCAGCUGGAGAGCCACAGACUCCCCACUCUGGUCUUAAAGAGAGCCAGACCACUUUAAGGAGGUUUAUCUGUUGUGUUUGGCCGCUAGCCUUGAUGGCCAUGCUCUGUCUCCACAGACAGAGCCAGUAAUGUUUCUGGAUUCCAGUUGCUGGGAACUGCAGGAGGGAAUAAGGCUCUUGUGCUCGGGUCAAAGGCCAAAGGGGACCCAUCUCCUUCCAGCACCCCCUUUCCCACAAUGGCCAGCCAGUGCCUCUUCCAGGAAGCCCACAAUCAGGACACAAGCCCAAUGCCAACACUCCCCAACAACCAAUAUUCAGAGAGGCACACUUCGCACUCGGAACUGCUGUCUGCAGUGAGCAGCGAGGAAAAACAAGCAGGAAGAGAUUUCUCCCUCCGCUGCCCUAAAGUAACCACAGAAAGGUCUGCUCCUUUCCCCCACCCCUCCAGGUUUAUGAACCACAUGAAGCACCACGUCGAGUUGGAUCAGCAGAACGGUGAGGUGGAUGUCCACACCAUCUGCCAGCAUUGUUACCGGCAGUUUUCUACGCCCUUCCAGCUCCAGUGCCACUUGGAGAACGUACACAGCCCCUACGAAUCGACCAGUAAGCUCUGCCCCAAAGUGUCUCCCCCUGUCCGUCGUCCCCCCCCCCACAAAACAUCAUAGCAGGGGGAGAUGGGAAGGGUUUCCACAAUGGUCACAGCCUGCACUGGAAAAAAUGCUUCCUUCAGAGGUUCCCUUUUCCUUUGGUGCAGAGGAGGACUGUCCGCUCUGCUCACCACAGACAGGGCAGGAAACAGUGGCAUUAUUUACAGGGCAUCCAUUUGACUUUGCAGAGUACCAGGAGCUGCUCCCUGCCCCAAGGGGGUUGCAGGAAGCGAUAGGGGAAAGGGGAAGGAUUUGCGUUUUUGAGCUUCAUGUAAUUAAGCAUAAUUGCAGUUGGGUCCAGGAGAAUGGGAAACUAAACCUAAAUAUAAAUUAUUUUGCAGGCACAUUUCUGCAUUGCCUGAUUUUGUUUCAUGACCAACAGGGACCCUUAAUGGGGUGUGGGGAUGGUUAUCUGAGGUUCAACCCAGACUUUGUUCCCGGGCCAGGCCCUGCAAGCUUUCUGCAGUUUGGGGUGGCAUCUGAAUCCUCCUGGCGUCCUCCUUUUUGACAGACUCCCUCUUGCGUUACAGCAAAAUGCAAGAUCUGUGAAUGGGCUUUCGAGAGCGAGCCCAUGUUCCUGCAGCACAUGAAGGACACUCACAAGCCAGGGGAGAUGCCCUAUGUUUGCCAGGUAUGGAGAACACCCCCCCCCAAAAAAAUAGUUUGCUUCAGCAAACUGAGAAUCCACACUCCGUCUGGCCAGCCUGCUCUCCCCUUUGUUAGCUACAAUGUAGUAGGAAUGGAACUUCCAUGCACAGAGGCAGUCUACCCCUGAAUACCAGUUUCUGAUGUAUGGGAGUUUCUGUGCAUGGGGAGAAAGUGAUAUGGGAGAGCCAUGGCCUUUGCACACUCCUUAUUUAUUUAUAUAUCUCUUGAUUUUGAUUUUUUUUUUUAAUUUUUAAAACCGCCUCAAAGUUGUUUACGAAAAUAAUUAUGAGCUUCCCACAUUAAGCCAUUGCUGAAGGCAAAAUGCCAGACAAGAAAGGUCCAAUCCUGAGAGUUCACAGCCUCCAGCUACCCAUGCUGGAAUUUGGAGGGCUUGUAUCAGAUAGUUGCUUUACUUAUUGCUCCCCUGAUUUUAAUGCUUAUCACUUCUUUCCAGAAACAUACUGUAACAUACGAGAAAUCUGUGACUGUUCGUUUCAGCGUUGCUGUUGUUGUUUUUUUACUGUACUGUAAUUUGCAAAAGAAAAAAAAAAGUCUAUCCAUGCUUCUGUGCUCAUGGCUCCUUCCAGGUCUGCCAGUACCGCUCGUCACUCUACUCCGAAGUAGACAGCCACUUCCGAAUGGUCCACGAGGACACGCGGCACCUCCUCUGCCCUUACUGCCUCAAGGUCUUUAAGAACGGCAACGCCUUCCAGCAGCAUUUCAUGAGGCACCAGGUAAACUGGCCUUGCAGGUGAAGCACUUGCCUGGUCCCCUUGGUGACUGGGAAUGCCAUGCAGGCCGCCACCCUCCUCCUCCUCAGCUCAACCCCUGAGGCCAUAGAGGUCUCCGAAGCAUUUCCCAGAGGUGCCUUGCAGCUCUGUAUCUGGUUUCAGCUUCCCUUUUAAGGGGUAGUUGGAGAAUGUAACAUAAAGUAAAAACCAGGACUAAAAAUUCUAAAGGAGGUGGGGGUGGGGAAGAUGCAGGGAUAUAGAAAUAAUUAUUGAUUUCCCACCCUUAUUGUUAUUUUUAUCUUGAAGCCUCCUGUGCAUUAGAAUGAGGCAGGAGAGUCCUGAGGGUAGUGGUUAGAACAGGAGUCAGCAAACUUUUUCAGCAGGGGGCCAGUCCACUGUCCCUCAGACCUUGUGGGGGCUGGACUAUAUUUUUUUUUGGGGGGGGAUGAACGAAUUCCUAUGCCCCACAAAUAACCCAGAGAUGUAUGUUAAAUAAAAGGACACAUUAUACGCAUGUAAAAACCCGCUGAUUCCUGGACCUUCUGCGGGCCGGAUUUAGAAGGCAAUUGGGCCAGAUCCGGCCCCGGGCCUUAGGUUGCCCACCCAUGGGUUAGAAUGUCAACCUAGGACUUGGAAGAGACCAGGGUUCAAAUCCCUGCUUGGCCACAUGGCGCUCCCUGUGGGUGACCUUGGGCCAGUCACUGCCUCUUAGCCUAACCUACCGCACAGGAUUGUUGUGGGUAUAUAAUGGUGGGUAAGAACACCAGCCAAGUGGUGACCACACUGGCGUGGACAGCAACAUCUGGAGGGGCCGCGGGUUCCCCACCCUCCCUUUACGACAAAAGCCAGUCUGCUGUUGCUGCUUCCUCCACAUGCAGCUGCUGGGUGACCUUGCGCCAGUCACACUUCUUUGAAGCCUCUCAGCCUCACUCACCUCACAGAGUGAUUGUUGUGGGGGAGGAAGGGAAAGGAGAAUGUUAGCCGCUUUGAGACUCCUUCGGGUAGUGAUAAAGCGGGAUAUCAAAUCCAAACUACUAUUCUUCUUCUUCUUCUUCUUCUUCUUCUUCUUCUUCUUCUUCUUCUUCUUCUUCCAUGCCACUCCAAUUCCCCCCACAGAAGAAGAGCAUCUAUCACUGUAACAAGUGCCGGCUGCAGUUCCUCUUUGCCAAGGACAAGAUUGAGCACAAGCUGCAGCACCACAAAACCUUCCGCAAGCCCAAGCAGCUGGAGGGGCUAAAACCAGGCACCAAGGUAUGGAGAGGGACACCAGGGGGGCGCGAGGGGUGGGCAGAAGCACCCACACCUCUCUUUUAAAUCAAGCCAGGCCUUGGGAACAGACAGGCAGUCCUCACUGCACAAUCUAGCAGGCAGACAUUACUAAGGUUCCCUGUCUAUGUGGUUCCCCACACCACUUUCUUUUUUAAGGCACAAAGUGACACGCAGGCUGGUUGAAAUGUUUGUGGACCAGAACAUGCGUGGACUUGUUUGCAUAGUUUCCCUGGGCUCUCCAUCUUCCUGUUGUGGGUAGAGCUCUGGACUUCAGGAUUCAGCAGGAUUCAAAUUCUUUCCCCCUCCCACGCCACCCCAUCAUCCAUGAAGCUGACUAGAUGUGAUCCUGGCCUGGCUUUCAGCCUAGCCUACCUCACAGGGCGGUUGUGAGGAUAACAUGGGGAGGAGAUGUCUGUAGGCCACCUUGAAAGGUGGGAUAUAAAUAUAAGAAAUGAAUAAAAUACAUUUCCAGCUAGUUCCUCUGUCCCCGUCUUUAAUGCUGAUCGAUUUCUGGCUUCCCCUCAGCUGGUGAGGAAGGGGAGUGGGUAACCCCUCCCACUUUCCCCAGGGGUGGGGCUAUGCAAAUGAGGCACAGGAAUCAUUUGGAGAUUUUUUCCUUUUUGAAACCCCAUCUGUAUCUGUAUAGCGCUCGAGUGUUUUCAUUGCAGUCUCUCUCGUCCUCUGCGCCACAGGUCACCAUCAGGGCCUCCCGAGGGCAGCCGCGGACGGUGCCCUUGUCUGCCAACGACAUGCCCCCAGGCCUCCUCCAAGACACCACCUUGCUCUCAGCCUCGGCGGACCCCCAGCCCAACUUCCUGUGCCCACCUUACCAGAGGAACAUCCAGAAGAAAGCCGUCAGGAAGAUGUCAGAGCUCAUUACUAAAUUUCCCACUAAAAUAUCCCUUAGAAAUAAUAACAGUCUGUGGCAGGUGGGGGGGGGGACUGUACAGUUCAGUGGUUCAGAUUCUGCAGCUUCCUCCUUACAUUCGACAGCUGAUGCUGUCCAGGCUUGCUGGAGGGAGUUUUGGGAGCCGUAUUUGGCCCUUCGGCCUGAGGUUCCUCCCAACCCCUGGUAUAGAUGCUUCCCUGCACUGUCCCAGCCAGGGGAGCAAGGAGUAAGCCUUCUCUGCUGUGAGCUGAACACCUGGCUAGUUGUGGCACUCCAGCUACAAAAUCCAAAUCCUGCACUUUGACUUGGGUACACAAUGACCCAAACAUCCUUUACAGAAUUGCUCAUUUAAUUUGGUGGUGUCUUGGCUUUUUUUAUUAUUAAAAAAUGCAAUAGGACUCCAUUUUCAAGGUUUUUCUCUUAACGCAAGUGUCUGGUCCUUAUGGCUUAAGGCGAUACAGGACAACAAGCCAGGAAGGAGUCCACAGCUGUGGCACUAGCCUGCCGCUUCAUCAACCGUGGUCCAAAGCCUCCUGCAACCCUCUUAGCAAAACCCACAUCCUUUGUUGGAACCCAGCCCCUGACCGGCUGCCCCCUUUCUCUCUGCAGGAGCGUCCUUGGCCGGCAAACGUGUCUCGAGUGCAGCUUCGAAAUCCCGGAUUUCCCAAACCACUUCCCCACCUACGUCCACUGCUCGCUAUGCCGUUACAGCACCUGCUGCUCCCGCGCCUAUGCCAACCACAUGAUCAAGUAAGUCAGGCCAAGCGGUUUUCUCUUCCUCCUGCUCUGAUCUUUUGGUGCAGCAACUAACUCUUCCCUUCCGGCUGAAGUGGGAGGGGGCAAGAGUGUGCCUGCUCUUCUCUUUCUGGGACCUGUGCACCCGCUUUUGCUGGGCCGAAGCGUUUGCUGGGCCCGGUUAAGGAAGUGGGUGGCUUGUGGGAGUCCCUAAGAAUUGCUCUCUUUCCUCAUUUGUGUGUGUUUGCUUGCUCUCAUUUUACCAGCAACCACGUUCCUCGCAAGAGUCCGAAGUACUUGGCCUUGUUCAAAAACUACACUGCUUGGUAAGGCAGAAAUUUCCCUGGAACAAUAAUUUCCUUUCUUUACCUGCUAGUUAGCACCUUUUUUAUGUUCUGGUGUGCUGUUCGUCUACACCGUGGACCUAGACCUGCCUUAAUAAUCCUUCUCUCACAUCUAAUAUUUGUAACUCUCUGGCCCAGUUGGGGGUGGUCAAGCCAAGAAUGCCUUCUCAGCCUCUUUAGCAACCUCCAGUUCCCAGAAUUCCUUGCAGGGUGGCUGGAGCUAUGACAAUUAAAACGAGAGGGAUUUGGUUCAUGUGCAAGGUUAACCCCGCUCUGUUAAAGAAAGCGAUGGCAAUGACAAUGAGGACUUUGCUUGUGGUUUGUUUGGAGAGAAGCAAACCAUAAAUCAGUAAGCCUCUGCUGGAGGGCCUCAGGUUGGGAAACGCUGGUUUAGACCAUUUUAAGUCUGUGAGCUGAACUGGUGUUACGACUUGUAUUUUUGUAGUGUAGAUUUGCCUCAUGAGCUUUCCUGUGUGUGAUUUAUCUAAUCACUUUUGUGCUAAUCGCAAAUGACAGUUCCUGGGUCUGGAGUACAAAUGCUGCAGAACCUCAGCUCAUAAUGCUUGACUCCAGCCUUAGUGGAGAGAGCACUUUGAGGGGUUGGCUUUUCGAACAUUGAAUUAAUAACUUUUUAAGCCAGCCCUGCAAGGUCUGUGGUUGUUUUAAAAACCUUGUUUUCUGACAUGCUUCAUCAGUGAGGCUUAGACAGUUUUCCUGUGUGUGUGUAAGUAAUGAAUGUGUUGGAAUUCUUGGCACUUAUAACAAGAUCGCCAAAGAAUCACAUCAAGGGGCUUCAAGUUCCCCACCCUGAUGUGAUUUAUCUUCUGAGCAGCUAAAUCAAGAUGUGCAUUGCCAGGGAAGAGGGGGUGUUGUUCUUGUUGUUUGUCUACAAGGGAAGAUGUUUGGGAAUCAAAUAUGCUUGCUGGUGGCAAGAUCCUACCACAAGGGAUGACCUUCCUUCUUUUCAUUUCUGCCUCACAGCGGAGUGCGGUUGGCUUGCUCGGCUUGUCUCUUUGCCACAUCGGAAGGCGACGCGAUGGCCAAGCACCUUGUCUUCAACCCCUCGCACGAAUUCAGCAACGUGCUCCUACGAGGUGAGGGCUGGAGGGGGCAGGUGGAAAUCGGAUGAUGCAGCGCGGCUCCUCCCAACUCCUCCAUUCCCAGUGUUUGCUCAUUUAAACAGAGUUCCUCACCAAAAAGAAUCCUCACCACCACAUGUGUCUUAUAACCUAGGAAACGGCUUUAUACUGGUCCAUCUCAGUAUUGCCCACACUGACUAGUAGCAGCUUCCCAUGGUUUCGAACUGAGACUCUCUUUUGAGAGAGAGAGAGAGAGAGAGAGAGAGAGAGAGAGAGGCAUUUCCUCUGUGUUUUAUUGCAAGCCUGUUUGAACACUUCACUAUUGCCCUUGCUGCAGUUCUACUCCCUCUGCCAUCCCCACCAUUCCUGUUGCCUUGAUACUUCCAGCCUUUUUGCUCUUCUUUUCCCAACAAGCUCAGAGACUGCGAUAGAAGUACUUGGGGGCAGCUGCCUAGGAAACUCUGGGUUCAAAGAGCAAUGGAUCUGGGUUUAAUUCUCAAAACGUGUCCACAGAACUUGUCCUUGAGACACACACAUUGGGGUAUCAACAAGGGAUCAGGAAAUAAAGGGAAGGCAAUGGUGUCGCCCACUAGAUAAGUACAAAAAGGUCCAGGACUCUUCCAGGAAGAUCACCAGGCCACAGCGGCGCUUAACUGAGGGGCAAGACAGAUUUGCAGGCUUGAACAGGAGGGUGCCAUCAGGAGAGCAAGGCCAGUUUCAGGAAGGCAGAAUAGGCAGGGAGAGGAUGGGGUAGCUAGUCUGGUGCGUAAGGGAGCCAGGGUGGGGCUAAGUAUGGCAUGGUGUCUGUGAGCUGCUUGCAGCUGGUUCUCUGUCGCCAUCCUAAGAGGCAGUUUAUAUGCUGAUGGAAAAGGGUAGUGAUGGAUUGCUGUGCAGACUCAGGGUAGGGCUAAUAGUUCCCAGAACGCCCCUGCAUUUUCCUCUGCCCCUGUGCUGUGAGUCCACCUGUUGCCAGUGACCCAGUCCCUUUGUGUGUCCCUUGUUAACAAGCCGUCUGGUGCAAGCUCAGCCUCUCAAUACUUUUAUUUCCUCUUUUUUCUAACAGGUUCCACCUGGAGUUCGCAUUCAAGGUAAAUUUCCCCCAAUUUUCCUCCCAUCUGGUCAGAUUCUCUUCUUCUGCCCCUCAUCCCGUGUGUGAGGGAUUUUUCUCUUUCUUUCACUGCAAAACUGGCCCUGUUACAAGUGCCACAUCAUACCCAUUCCACAUUUAUGAGAAAUAUUUUAUUGUGGCAGCACCCACACUCUGAGACUCCCUGUGUAUUGACAGGGAAGUUGACUUCACUGUACUCUUCUUGCUUCCUGCUAAAAACAUUUUUGUUCAGCCCCCCCAGACAUGCAGAAUGUAGAUACAUGUUUUAAUCUGCUUUUAGUUAAUUGCUGUGAUUUUUCUCUUUUGAAUCAUCUUGAGAGUUGUUUUGUAUGGUUUUUACUAAUAAUUUUAUUGCUUUAUUCUCUUUGUAAACUGCUUUUGAGAUCCCCCCCCCUUAAGCGGUGUGUAAACUUGAUGAAAUAAAGAAAGAAAGAAAAAUACUCAAGGAUCUUCCCUGUCUUUCUUUUUUCCUCCCACCCUUCAGGCCUGCCCAGCCAUUUGACAGAGGUGUGAAGGCCCCCAGCUCCACCUACCCGCCAAUCAAAGCUGCUACCGUGAACACGGCCUCGCCUCUGCCUGAGGACGAGAAAGAGAAGGAGGCGCCUGAAGCCGGCAACAGACCCCCUGUCGUCGCUCCCACUCCGGCUCCCGCCACUAUCCAGGAGGACGAAGACGAGUGCUUGAACGUGGAAGAUGAGGACCAGGAGCCACCGGUGAAGGAAGCGCCUGAGCCAGCGAGCCGAAAGGAGCAGCUCUCAGUGAAGAAGCUACGGGUGGUCCUCUUCGCUCUGUGCUGCAACACGGAGCAGGCGGCGGAGCACUUCAAGAACCCCCCGCGGCGGAUCCGGCGCUGGCUUCGGCGGUUCCAGGCUUUCCAGGAGGAGAACGUGGCCUCCCUGUCAGAGGGGAAGUACCUGAGCUUUGAGGCGGAGGAGAAACUGGCAGAGUGGGUGCUCACCCAGCGGGAGCAGCAGCUGCCAGUCAAUGAGGAGACCCUCUUCCAGAAGGCCACGAAGAUCGGGCGGUCCUUGGAAGGCGGCUUCAAGAUCUCCUACGAGUGGGCCGUCCGCUUCAUGCUCCGGCACAACCUCAGCACGCACAACCGCCGGGCGGUGGCCCACCCUCUGCCCAAGGACGUCGAGGGCAGUGCCAGCUGUUUCAUUGAGUUCGUGCAGCGGCAGAUCCACACCCAGGAUCUGCCUCUAUCCAUGAUCGCCGCCAUCGACGAGAUCUCCCUCUUCCUGGACGUGGAAGUGCUCUGCAGCGAUGACCGGAAGGAGAACGCCUUGCAGACGGUGGGGACGGGGGAGCCCUGGUGCGACGUGGUCCUGGCCAUCUUGGCUGACGGGAGCGUGCUGCCCACCCUCGUCUUCUACCGGGGCCGGGUGGAGCAGGCCGCCAACGUCCCAGAGACGAUUGUGCUGGAGGUGAAGGAGGGCGGCUACAGCGACGACGAGAUCAUGGAGUCUUGGUCCUCCACGGUGUGGCACAAGCACAUAAAGAGCCAGAACAGCAAAGGCAUGCUGGUCCUGGAUUGCCACCGGACCCACCUUUCGGAAGAGGUCCUCUCCGUGCUGAGCUCCUCCAACACGCUGCCAGCCGUCGUCCCCGCCGGCUGCAGCUCCAAAAACCAGCCGCUGGACGUUUGCAUCAAAAGGACCGUGAAAAACUUCUUGCACAAAAAGUGGAAGGAGCAGGCCAAGGAGAUGGCCGACUCCACGUGCGACUCGGACAUCCUCCUCCAGCUGGUCCUGUGCUGGCUGGCCGAGGCGCUCGAGGUCAUCAGCGACUGCCCCGAACUGGUCCAGCAGUCCUUCCUGGUGGCCAGUGUGCUGCCAGGCCCCGAUGGCACGGCCAACACGCCCACCCGCAACGCCGACAUGCAGGAGGAGCUCAUUGCCUCGCUGGAGGAGCAGCUGAAGCUCAACAACGAGCCACAGGAGGAAGAGGAGGAGGAGGAAGAGGCAGAGCUGCAGGACGGGGCAUCGGUCGCGCCAGCCGAGGAAUCUGCCAACCCUGAGAUCCUCCACCAGCUCUUUGAAGGGGAGAGCGAGACAGAAUCGUUCUACGGCUUUGAGGAUGCUGACUUGGAUCUGAUGGAAGUCUGAGUGCUUUCCCGCUUGAUCCAGAGAAAGAGUUCUUUUCCUCUCUCUUUUAUAUAUAUAGAUAUAUAUAGAGAUAUAUAGAUAUAUAUAUAAAAGAAAAUCAAUGUUGGAUGAGACCAUUUUCACUUCCCUGUGGAUCUGUGGGUACAGGAGAUUAGUAGGUGAACACGCAGACUAAUAGCCAUUUUAUGCUGUCUGUUCAUUUCUUUAAAAAGAAAAAAAUGUGCUUAAUUUGUUUUUGUUUUUUCUUAAAUCACUGUGUUGCUAUUUUCUGAAGAUACAUUGUGGGUGAAUUAUUUUUGGCUUUUCAUUUUCUUUACCUCACUGUAUUAUAGUUUCUGGGUUGUGUUUGUUUUAUACUGUGCAAAAAAAGGUUUUUAAUUAAGCCACAUCAUCAAUGUGACCUUUUUUCUUUUGAAAAAACCAAGGAACACCAAUAUGUAGCUAAAGAAUGAAAAUCUCUACACCCCACCCCCACUUUUAAAAAAAAUUGUCAUAACACAGACCUCCCCUACCCUUCCCCAUUUUAACACUUGGAUCCAGAAAUGUUGAUUUCUAGGUGAUAACAUCUUUUCUUUCUUUUAAGGUAUGAAUGUUUCCUUUAACACAUUGAACGUUCUAUAGCCGCCCUUUGAAAAUUUGAGGUUUCCUUAUUAACAAAGAGGACAGCAAUUAAAGGCCGACACCGUUGUUUAGGGACAGGAAAGGGGUUGAUCCGGCCUCUUGGUCACCAGCAAAUGGAUCUUUAUAGACAUAGAAGUGCCAUGCUUUGGGUUGACCGAUGAUCCACUUUGGUCAAGAGUUACCUGGACUUCAGGCAGCUGCCGCAACUUGCCUCACUUCCUCGUCCGUUGGCUAAACUACUGGGCACCUGCUCCUUCUGAUUCCUAACAAGAGUAUAAACUGUGGAAGCUUCAAGCCUUUUGACAACUCCGUUCAGGUUGACAACAUCCUUUCCGGUUGGCUCGUUGGUUGCAAGCUAAUCCUCUCCUGGACCAUUGACUUUAAACCUUCUGGAAACUUAUCGAUAGCUACUGAAUCCUGCUUUCUCUGACGGCGCCAAGACACACUACGUACCCCGAAUUUGCUACUUCGGUUGAACCCGGCUGCACACUCAAAAAACAAGGGAGAACUUGUUUUUAUUUUUCACUGCCAGCGUAAAAAACAGAGACAAAAGAAAGACAAAAAGAGAGAUGUUUUUUCUACUGUUUGCAUGUUUGAGAGUUUUUUAAAAAUCGUAACGUAUUAUGGUCUGAACAAUGAAAAGCAUUUUGACAUGAUGAAAGAACGUGGGAGCCUCCCCCGCCCUUCAUGCCACUUCUGGUUUUACUUUUUUCCGUUGAAGUUUUAAGACUCUCCUCUGUGGCCGACGCCUUCCCUCCCUUUCCCCGAAGCCCCCAAUAUGCCCACCCCGCUCCCCACCCCAGUGACUCAAGGGAAGAAGGAAACAGGGUGGGCUGACCUGUAAAUGAUUAAUCUCUAAAAUGUACAUACGUGGAACAUUUAAUAAAGCCAGGGA